Molecule: messenger RNA, 5152 nt
Organism: Gryllus bimaculatus (two-spotted cricket)
Lineage: Eukaryota; Metazoa; Arthropoda; Insecta; Orthoptera; Gryllidae
Source: the annotation of a GenBank genome assembly
UUUCCUCGUUUGGCGGAGCCACUGUCGUCUUCCUGUGAUUUUCAUAGAUAUAUUCUUUGAGUUCGUUGUUGCCCCAUUGUUGUUCUUGCGUUCUAUUUUGUUUCAUUGUGUUUCAUAAGUUGUUGUUACCUGACCGUUAUGUGAGACAAUUUUAUUUGCAUCAUUCCAAAAUUAAAGGAGUUGAUUGUAAUAUGUGCUAAACUUGUUUAAACACAUCGUGAUAUACUGCUCUCGCUUUGUGUCGUGUCUUGUUUUCGCAGAGGUGAGCUAAACUGACUGUGACUAACCAUGUUCUUGCUAAUGUGUAUAAUUGUGACUUAUGAGUAACGUCAAAAUGAUAUGCGGUUACGAUAGUUAUUGCCUUAGAUAUGCUAGGAAUUCUGACAUUGCUCAGAUGACCUGUUCUGAACUUGGAUUUAAAAGCUGAUAGUUGAGGCUAUAUGCCGUGGUUGAAGCAGAUAAAAUUAUUUUUUUGGGAUUGGUGAUAAGAAGAUUAAUAUUUUCUAUAUCAAGAUUUUAUAAGAUUGUCAGUCUAUAUGAUAUAGAAAGAAGAAAUGUGUUGUGUUGCCAUUGAAAUGGGAUAUACAUACUCGUAUUUGCAAAUAGUCUGAUUCAAGGAAACAAACUUACAUUAUUGACUUACAUGUGCUAUGAGCACAUCAUGUUAUGUGUGACACUUUGUAUUUGGAGAACUUACUACAGGAUACGAAAUGUCCGAGAGUGGGCGUUCAACAAGUCAGUUGCUUGCAUCUCUUCAGGCUCGCAAGGAUACUCUUGAGGCUAAGCUUCAUGAUAAAACUCAAGAAUUGAAAACAUUAUGCAUAAAAGAAGCAGAAUUAACUGGAUUCCUUCCUCCAGAAAUUCCACUGGAACCAGGAGAGUCUCCUCCACAAUUCAGGAGGAGAGUAGGCACUGCAUUUACGUAUCCUGAAAAUUUAAUUAACAAUAAUAAUGUAAAAACUAAAGAGGAAGAAACAUUGGCAGCUUUGGAACUAGAGUACAAAAUUCAAAAGGAUAUUGCAGAUGCUGCCCUUGGUAUGGCCAAUGAUUCAUCUCUUAGUAAAGCAGUUCGGCGGAAACAUAGACAAGUGUAUCAAAAAAUCCAACGACGGUUAGCUGAUUUAGAAACAAAAUUACAUCAUGUACAACAAAGCUUGGGUCGUUCUGUGAAGCCUCAGCAGUUCAAGCAGAGAAAAAAGCCUCGUCCUCCACUUGAUAAUGAUGCUGAUAAUCAAGAACAGGAUCCCAUUUUACAUGAUGAAGGAAUAAGUUUAUCUCCUAUUGGACCCCUUCAUCAAGAAUUAGAAACGGACAAUGUGAAUCAUCGCUAUCAUGACAUUGGUCGCAGCAGACAUUUACAUCAUGAUGGAAAUGUUCAAGUAUUGCAAACUGGAAUGUGGCAUUCUUCAUCAUUUAAUGGUUUAUCUGCUCCAGUCAAUCAGGACAACAAAGCAUAUCUUAGACAUGCAGCUGCAGCCGCAUAUCACCAUCACCAUCAUCAUCGUCAGUAUCCUAAUCAGCAUUACUCUACCCUACCCACCACGGCUGAAUUGGGAUAUAUGGUUCAAAGGGAACGGUUGGAUCCAGGUUGCUCUUUACCUGGGUAUUGGCUCAGAUUUGGGAGCCUUGAUCGUGGUUAUACCAGAACUUCACAUAGCAGUAGCAGUCCAUGUUUAGAAGCAUAUGGUGUUGAUGAUAUUAGUAUGCAAGUACAAAAAAUGCCACCUCUUGGUUCCAAUACUGCUUAUUAUUCUGCUGCGCCUCCCCAUGCCAGUGUUGAUCCUGGAAUUGAUGUCAGGCGACAGUAUGUUGCACCACAUUCCCGCACCUCUGCAAGUACUAGUUCUAGUACAGAAAAUAGGCCACUUGGUGGUGGGGCAUUAUUGCCCAGUCAGACUUAUCCAGAGCAUAGUCUUGGUGUUAACAAUCAAGGCUUAACUCGGACACAAUCUUUAGGUAGUGUAGAAACAUCAGCGUCAGUUAUGCAAUCUCAUGUAUCUAUUAAUGGUGAUACUCGGAGUGUGAAGGACCAGCAGAGAUUUGCUCCACCUAGUGAUACUUUGAUUCGAAAACAAAAAGAAAAGGAAUGGUAUGAAACCUCUCUUGAUUCAACUCCAUGCUCACAUUUACCUGCCCCAGUGCAGCGCUCAUGCCCUCCAUCGCGACGUCCUAGUGGUCACUCACUCAGCGAGAUGAAAAUUAUGUCAGCUGUUCAAGAUGUAUCUGCUCAUAACCCAAAAAAUGAUGUCCCUGUUGCUGACUCAGUGCCAAAUGAUCAUAUCAGUGAUGUGUCUAGUGAUCUAUCAAGAAGUAGUAGUAAUGUAUCAAAUGACCAUCAUGCCAAUUAUCAUACUCUCCAAGCCAAAUGUCAAGAGAUGGUUUCACCAGAAAAUUUUGACACAGUAGUGCCAUUUGAAUCCCCCAAAAACCACAUGGUGGUACAAGCUGGGAAAUGGCAACCAUAUCGUGAAGUUACAAAACCAUUUGAAAUGGCAGACUUCUAUAAGUACAGUACUAAAUUUCGGAAACACAUGGCUAAUUCUCAGACUGGCCCUUGGUCUGGUCAGCCUCCUGUUCAUGCACCUCAUCCUCAUUCAGGCACUGUCCAUUCUUCUCCUCAUCAUAGUGUGAAUGAUGUGUAUCAUCCUCCUGUUCAAAACAAUACUGUAUAUUCACAAGCAAGAACUAGCCCAAGUAGCAAUUCUCCUACGCCCCAGCAAAAAGGGAUCUACCAACCCUUGCAGCCAAUGACCUGCCAACCUCUGGAUCCAGCCAGCACUGCAGGGUCUAGCAGGAGUCGGGUGGUUGGUUCAGAGCCCAGUGCAGAUGGGAAACGUGCUGGAAAUGGAAAAUCAUUGGCUGAUGCAUUCUCGACAGAAAUGUUGGAAUGGUAUCAAGAUCAGAGUGUUCCUCGGUCUGCCACAUUAGUAUGAUGAUUUAUUUCCUUAAAUGCUUAAAAAAGGGGCACAUAGUGUCGUAGUGUCUUGGUGUGGAAUCAUCACUCUGCAGACUAAUUGCCACUGCAUAUUUUCAGUGAAUGUAUUAAUCUUUAAAAUAUUACAUUCAAAGCUUCAUUCCCAUCCAGAAAUUAAAACAAACCAGUUUAUUUAAAACUUUUUUGUUUUCAAUAUAAUUCUAAUUCAAUCUUUUUUCAUAUAAUUCUAAAUUUAAACUGAGUAAUUGUAAAAUUCUACAAUUAAACAAUUUCUACAGUUUCUGUGUCCCUUAUUAAGUGCACACACAAAAUAUCCAUUACUGUCGAUGCGUGGUAUCUUACUACAAUCUAGUUUUGAAUUCUGCAUUCUUUUUAUUGUAGAAUUUUAUUAUUACUUUGCUUUAAAUAUAGAAACAUAAGUAUGAAAAGAAAACUCUUAUUGCCUGACUUAAUCUAAUCAUUCAGCUGAAGAUAAAUAUCAAAAGUAAAAUAGUGUUUUAUAAAACAUUUCAUGUUCUGCAAAAUCAUUUUCAAAUACUUAUUAGUAUCAGUUUGUGAUUGAAUUGUAUUGAAUUUGUGUGAUAUUUUUAAAAGCAAUAUUUGCCACUAAAGAAUUGCAAAUUCACAAAGUGCAGAAAUAGUGAAUCACUUACAAGUUAAUUUUUGUCUUGAUCCAUUUGUAGUUUAAAUAGUAUUCUUAGCAUCCUCAAAUUACAUUUAAACUCACUUGUGAUGGGUUUAGGUUAGUUUUAAGAAUCAUAAUGUACCUUAUUCAGCUUUCAUAUCAUAGUACCAAGUACUGCAUUAGUUGAGAUGAUUUAAAUGUGUAUUUUUGUAGAUGUAAACUGUAAGCUUUACAUUUUAAAUUACCUUUUUUGAGGAGCAUUUAGGAUUGCCAAGAACUGAAAGCACUGUUAAUAAUAAUCAGAAUUAAUAAGACAUUUGUGUGGCAGAAAAUCUUCCAUGUUUGAUUUGUUGGAAUAUCAUUUCUUACACUAUAUUCUAAGUAAUCUGGGCUCUCCCAGAUUGCUGACUGAGACUUCUGCUGAAUUUUCACAGCAAUAGUGAUUUCUGUGGCCCUUGUAUAGUGUUUGAGCAAAAUAUCCAUAACUCUUGAUACAGGAUAUCGUAUUACUCUCUGGUUCUGAAUUCUGCUACCCUGACAAGAUGGCCUGUCUUUUCACUGAGGGUGAAGGAAGAGCAAUGGGUUGUUAGGCCCUACAAGUUUAACAAAUGCUAUUAAUGGAAUAAGAAUAAAAAAUGUCCCUGAUUGUUUUGAACCAACUGUAAUAGAAAUAUUGAUUAUUCGUUUGUUUAGGUAUAGAUCAUCAUUAACGUAUUUAAUAAUAUAACAAACACAUUAAGGUCCAGUCUUUUUAUUGACAAUCACCUUUUAAUUACCUUAUUCAACUACACAUUGUUACGUUUCAGAGAGAAAUAUUAUCUCCAUAUUCAGACAACAGAAAAUUGCACAUUCAUACAUUAUGUUAUUUCAUUUGAUUUAUUACAUAAGUAUUAUCAUCACUGGUAUACAUACAUAUUCAUUACAUUCAUAGUAACACUUGUGAUCUCCCACGUGUUGUCCAUUCUGUUAUUCAAAACAACAUUUCUAGUUGAAUGUCAGCAAUCUACAUAGUCUAUAAAUCUAAAAUAAAAUGACAUAAAUUUACAUCCGAAUAAAACAAUUCAACAGCGCUAAAUUAUUUACAUUAUCAUCUUUAUCUUUCUACCUUUGAGUAGUGUGUAAGUAAUGUAAAUAAAAUAAGUUUGGGACCAAGAAAAACUAAGAUUUUCAUUCCCCUCUGUUGACCCCCAUUUUAUUAAAAAACGUUUUCAUACAUUUCAUUUUUCUCUACUUAUGUUAAAUUUUUUUAACAUCAGUUAUGGGUGGGAAUGUCUCUUUAAAUGCUCAUUAAUGAAAGAAAAAAUAAUUUAAGAUAAUUUUGGGAAAUUUGAAUUUUUUAAACCUCAAAAAUGACCCAAAAAAUCACAAAAUAUUUUUCAUUUCAAAACUUAUCAAAGGUGCUACUACAGAAAAAAUAGUUUUUAUGUAUUUUUAUGCAAACAAUCAAAAUAAUGUUUUCAAAAUUUUUUGAGAAGUGGAAAAUACUUGAUAAACUUUAAAAUCUGUUGUUUUUUUCUCGCAAUUUUGGGCCCCAUAUUCCUUUUACUUUGCAAAAUAUCAGAGGUGCUACAAUAGAAAAAUAUAUUUUAUGA